Molecule: messenger RNA, 5281 nt
Organism: Vombatus ursinus (common wombat)
Lineage: Eukaryota; Metazoa; Chordata; Mammalia; Diprotodontia; Vombatidae
Gene: LRRC7
Product: leucine rich repeat containing 7
Exons: 27
Coding region: 110-4849 (1579 amino acids)
Biological process (GO): neurotransmitter receptor transport postsynaptic membrane to endosome; neurotransmitter receptor transport, endosome to postsynaptic membrane
Cellular component (GO): postsynaptic density; postsynaptic membrane; adherens junction
Molecular function (GO): protein binding
Source: RefSeq, a predicted model, not a curated record
CUCCCACUCUACUGCGGACCCGGGAACACACACUUUAAGGAAUAACCAUUUGCAGCUGAACGUCUGGAGCCCUUGGGAGACUCAUGGACAGUUCCUCCAGGAGCCUGCAAUGAUGGAGAGCCUACGGAGACACAGGAAUCCCCCACAAUUUCUGAGAAGUCCUGGCAUUCAGGAAGUGCGUGCUCCACUUAGGAAGAGACCUGAAGAGGAGUUGCAGUGCCUGGAGAUGACAACCAAACGGAAGAUCAUCGGCCGCCUGGUGCCAUGCCGAUGUUUCCGAGGAGAAGAAGAAAUCGUCACAGUGUUGGAUUACUCCCACUGCGGCCUUCAGCAGGUGCCAAAGGAGGUUUUUAACUUUGAACGGACCCUAGAGGAACUUUACCUAGAUGCCAAUCAAAUUGAAGAGCUGCCUAAGCAAUUGUUCAACUGUCAAGCUCUCCGCAAACUGAGUAUCCCAGAUAAUGACCUUUCGAAUCUACCAACCACCAUUGCUAGCUUAGUUAAUCUCAAAGAACUUGACAUCAGUAAAAAUGGUGUACAAGAAUUUCCAGAAAAUAUUAAGUGCUGUAAGUGUUUAACAAUUAUUGAGGCCAGUGUCAAUCCCAUUUCUAAGCUCCCCGAUGGCUUCACGCAGCUCAUCAACCUGACCCAGCUGUACCUGAAUGAUGCCUUUCUGGAGUUCCUUCCAGCCAACUUUGGAAGACUUGUCAAAUUGCGGAUCUUGGAAUUAAGAGAAAAUCACUUGAAAACUCUACCAAAGUCAAUGCACAAGCUGGCACAGCUGGAGAGACUUGACCUAGGCAACAAUGAGUUCAGCGAGCUGCCUGAGGUUCUGGAACAAAUACAAAACCUAAGGGAAUUGUGGAUGGACAAUAAUGCACUUCAAACACUUCCUGGGUCUAUAGGGAAAUUAAAGAUGUUGGUGUACCUGGAUAUGUCAAAAAACAGAAUAGAAAAUGUUGACUUGGAGAUUUCUGGAUGUGAAGCACUUGAAGACCUCUUAUUGUCAUCCAAUAUGUUGCAACAAUUGCCUGACUCCAUAGGACUGUUGAAAAAACUAACUACUCUAAAAGUAGAUGACAAUCAACUUACCGUGUUACCCAAUGCAAUUGGAAAUUUAUCUUUAUUAGAAGAAUUUGACUGCAGCUGUAAUGAAUUGGAGAGCUUACCUUCCACUAUUGGCUACCUGCAUAGUCUUCGAACAUUAGCUGUUGAUGAGAAUUUUCUCCCAGAACUACCUAGAGAAAUUGGGAGCUGUAAAAAUGUCACAGUCAUGUCACUGCGUUCCAAUAAACUGGAAUUUCUUCCUGAAGAGAUUGGACAGAUGCAGAAAUUAAGGGUCUUAAAUCUGAGUGACAACAGGCUGAAGAAUUUGCCAUUCUCAUUUACCAAACUGAAAGAGCUUGCUGCUUUGUGGCUUUCCGACAAUCAAUCAAAGGCCCUUAUCCCUUUACAAACUGAAGCUCACCCAGAAACAAAACAAAGAGUAUUGACUAACUACAUGUUUCCUCAGCAACCUCGAGGUGACGAAGAUUUCCAGUCAGACAGCGACAGUUUUAACCCUACUCUGUGGGAGGAACAGCGCCAACAACGAAUGACUGUCGCCUUCGAAUUUGAAGACAAAAAGGAAGAGGACGACGGUGCUGGAAAAGUGAAGGAUCACCCUUGUCAUGCCCCCUGGGAAAGGGGCCAGCGUGGGAUUACCCUUCAGCCUGCCAGACUGUCUGGCGAUUGCUGCACACCAUGGGCCAGGUGUGAUCAGCAGAUCCAAGACAUGCCAGUGCCCCAGAUUGACCCACAGCUGGCAUGGGGGUGCAUAAGUGGCCUCCAGCAGGACAGGAGCAUGUGCACUCCAUUGCCAGUUGCAGCAAAUUCCACCACUCUUCCCUCUCUAAGUGGCAGACAGGUUGAGAUAAACCUAAAACGCUAUCCUACCCCUUACCCAGAAGAUUUGAAAAAUAUGGUAAAAUCCGUUCAAAAUCUGGUGGGAAAGACAAGCCACGGAGUGCGUGUCGAGAAUUCAACUCCAACAGCCAACACAGACCAACCUGUGAAAGAGAAGUAUGAACACAAGUGGCCAGUUGCCCCAAAGGAAAUUACAGUUGAGGAUUCCUUUGUUCAUCCAGCCAGUGAAAUGAGGAUUGGGGAACUUCACCCUUCACUGGCCGAGGCUCCGCUAUACCCUCCCAAACUUGUUCUUCUAGCAAAAGACAAAAAGGAAUCAACAGAUGAGUCUGAAGUCGAUAAAACUCAGUGUCUGAAUAAUAGUGUUUCCUCGGGUACUUACUCAGACUACUCACCUUCUCAGGCUUCUUCAGGAUCAUCGAAUGCCCGGGGUAAAGCAGCGUCUUUGCAAACAACAGCUAAAGAUGCAGGAAAUCAUUCUCUAUGGGGCAACAGGAUUACCCAGUCUUUUCCACAGCCUAUUGACUCAAAGCCAUUACUCAGCCAGCGUGAGCCUGUGCCACCAGGGAACUUACCCCCACGUCCUGAAAGGCGUCCGAUGAGUGAAACGUUUGCCGAUCACUGGAACGAUGGCUCCCAUUAUGAUAACACAGGGUUCGUUGCAGAGGAGAACACAGCAGAGAAUGCCAACAAUAAUCCUCUGUUAAGUUCUAAAUCUAGAAGUACAUCUGCUCAUGGGCGUCGGCCUUUGAUUAGACAAGACAGGAUAGUUGGCAUUCCCCUGGAACUUGAACAGUCUACACAUAGACACACACCUGAAUCAGAAGUGCCUCCUUCCAAUCCUUGGCAGAAUUGGACCCGAACCCCUAGCCCUUUUGAAGACAGGACAGCUUUUCCUUCUAAAUUGGAGACCACCCCCACCACCAGCCCUUUGCCAGAAAGGAAAGACCAUAUAAAAGAACCAGCAGAAAUAGCUAGUCCUUUCUCUUCAGGAGUACCUUGGGAGUAUCACGAUUCCAACGCGAACAGGAAUCUCAGUAAUGUCUUUUCUCAUAUUCACUGCCGCCCAGAGUCUUCCAAAGGUGUGAUUCCAAUUAGCAAAAGCACAGAGAGGCUUUCACCAUUGAUGAAAGAUAUAAAGUCCAAUAAAUUUAAAAAGUCACAAAGUAUUGAUGAGAUAGACAUUGGUACAUAUAAGGUUUAUAACAUACCAUUAGAAAACUAUGCAGCUGGUAAUGAUCACUUAGGGAGCCAUGAAAGGCCAGAUAAAAUAAUGGUGCCAGAGCAUGGCAUGUCCAGUAUGUCUCGUAGUCAGUCUGUACCAAUGCUAGAUGAUGAGAUGUUGACUUACGGCAGUAGUAAGGGGCAGCCGCCACAGAAGCCCUCUAUGACAAAGAAAGUCUAUCAGUUUGACCAAAGCUUCAAUCCGCAAGGAGCAGUAGAGGUGAAAGCAGAAAAGAGGAUGCCACCCCCUUUCCAACAGAACCCUGAGUAUAUUUCACAACCUGGUAAAACUAUUGCGAAGGAUCUGGUCAGUCCUAGAGCUUACAGAGGCUAUCCCCCCGUAGAGCACAUGUUCUCAUUCUCUCAGCCUUCUGUUAAUGAGGAGGCGAUCGUCAAUGCCCAGUUCACAAGCCAGGGUUCCAGGGCAGGAUUCCUAAGAAGAGCCGAUUCUCUGGCAAGCUCCGCGGAAAUGGCCAUGUUUAGAAGGGUCAGUGAGCCUCAUGAAGUGCCCCCGAGUGAUAGGUAUGGCAGGCCUCCAUAUAGAGGAGCUCUGGAUCGCCAAAGCAGCGCCUCAGUGUCUGAAUCCCAGUUCCUCAAAAGGAAUGGCAGGUAUGAAGAUGAACAUCCUUCAUAUCAAGAAGUGAAAGCCCAGGCGGGAAGUUUUCCAGUUAAAAACCUUACCCAAAGGCGGCCAUUGUCUGCAAGAAGCUACAGUACAGAGAGUUAUGGUGCCUCCCAAACCAGACCAGUUUCAGCUAGGCCUACUAUGGCAGCUCUUUUGGAAAAGAUACCAUCUGACUAUAACUUGGGUAACUAUGGUGACAAGCCGUCAGAUAACAGUGAUUUAAAGCCAAGGCCCACUCCUGGGAAGGGAGAGGAGAGCUGUGGGAAAAUGCCUGCAGACUGGAGACAACAGCUGCUUAGACAUAUAGAAGCUAGAAGGUUAGACAGGAAUGCUGCUUACAAACACGCCACAGUUAACCUUGGCAUGCUGCACUCUGGAGGGUUUUCGGCCGUGCAUGCAGGGAGAAGCAUGACUUUAAACUUGCAGACUAAGUCUCAGUUUGAGAACCAAACACACCAACAGCUACCUCUCCAGCAUACCCCGUCCCAGCAAAGCAACAUUCUAGACAAUGGACAAGAAGAUGUAUCUCCCAGUGGCCAGUGGAACCCCUAUCCACUUGGGAGGCGGGAUGUACCUCCGGACACGAUUACUAAAAAGGCAGGCAGCCACAUCCAGACAUUGAUGGGCUCACAGAGCCUCCAGCAUCGGAGUCGGGAGCAGCAGCCGUAUGAGGGCAAUGUCAACAAGGUGACCAUCCAGCAGUUUCAAUCACCUUUGCCCAUUCAGAUCCCCUCCUCCCAAGCUUCGCGGGGGCCUCAGCCUGGACGGUGCUUAAUUCAAACUAAAGGGCAGAGGAGUAUGGACGGAUACCCAGAGCAGUUUUGUGUGAGAAUAGAAAAGAAUCCUGGCCUUGGAUUUAGUAUCAGUGGUGGAAUUAGUGGACAAGGAAAUCCAUUCAAACCUUCUGACAAGGGUAUCUUUGUUACUAGGGUUCAGCCUGAUGGGCCAGCAUCCAGCCUGCUGCAGCCUGGUGAUAAGAUCCUUCAGGCAAAUGGACACAGCUUCGUGCAUAUGGAACAUGAGAAAGCGGUCUUACUCCUGAAGAGUUUCCAGAACACAGUAGACCUAGUUAUUCAGCGUGAGCUUACUGUCUAAAUAUUUUUUUAUAAAUAGUGAAGAUUCGUCUAAUCAGACCUAAUGUUCAAAGAUAAAUUUAUACAUAGGAAAACAUUUUUGCCAAUUGCUGGACCAAUGGCAAACAUUAGCGCCAAAUGUAUACUACUGUAUGUCAGUACUGAUCCUCCUUAAAAAUGGUCACUCUAUAAAUAUGACGUUCAUGUGGUGAUGUUUUAGUUCUCAUUGUCAGCCUCUGGCUGGGCAUUGGUGCGCGGGUUUGGGUUUCAUUUCAUUUUGGGUUUUUUUUUUAUCAAAUUAAUUUCUUCUCAAAGUGGAUUUCCUAUGAUUUCAGAGCACGGAAGCACACACAAGCUCUUUAAGAAUUCCGCUCUCCAUCAGAAACACUGCCUCAAAAUUGUAUAUGCCUUUCUAUAGAAAAUACAGAUAUUAAGAAUUGUAAUUCCCAUAAAA